GGCGCCGCCGGACGAAUGGCGAGGAGGGGCGUGGUGAAUCGGGGCGUGGUUUAUGCGCAGGGGGCGUGGCGAGGGGCGUGGCCAAGCGGCAUGCUGCGCUGGGGGCGCGCUUUGCGCCCGCGGAGGGAGGGGGCCCCGGGGGGGGCCCCGGGGGGGGCCCCGGGCCGCCCCCUCCGCACCGCGGCCCCGCUCAGCUCCGACAUCUUCCGCGAGCUGGGGCGGGGGCUGGGGCGCCUGGGUCAGACCCUGAAGGAUCAGCUGCCGGCUUUGGAGCACGGGGCAGGGGGCUGGACCCCCCCGGGGACCCCCGCGGGCCCACGCCCCCCCGAAGAAGCCGACGUGGUGGUGGUGGGGGGCGGCGUGGUGGGCUGGUCCGUGGCGUUCUGGCUGAAGGCGCUGGAGGGCCGGCGGCACGGCAUGAGGGUGCUGGUGGUGGAGAGGGACCCCACGUAUUCCCGCGCCUCCACGGUGCUGUCGGCGGGGGGGAUCCGGCAGCAGUUUUCCCUCCGGGAAAACAUCCAGAUGUCACGCUUCUCCGCCAGCUUCCUCCGCAACAUCAACGAGCACCUCGGGGUGCCAAACGAGCCCCCCAUCGACAUCCAGUUCCAGCCCUCGGGGUACCUCUUCCUCGCCCCCCCGCAGCGCGCGGCCAAGCUGGAGGCCACCGUCCGGCUCCAGAGGGAGGAAGGGGCGCAGGUGGCCCUGCUGUCCCCCACCCAGCUGAAGGCAAAAUUCCCCUGGAUGGACACGGAGGACGUGGCUGUGGCGUCCUACGGUCUGGAGGAUGAAGGCUGGUUCGACCCCUGGACCCUCCUCAACGCUUUCCGGUACAAAGCCAUGUCCCUGGGGGUCCACAGCUGCUCCGGGGAGGUGCAAGGUUUCAUCACCUCGGCUGAGGACACCGUGUCGCUGCAGACCGCACGCAUCAAAUACGUCCACAUCCACAUGCCGGACAGCCUGGAGUACCAGCCGGUCACCUGCGCCAUCGUGAUCAACGCCGCCGGCGCCUGGGCCGAGGAGGUGAUGGGGGCGGCCGGGCUGCCGGGGGUGCUGUGCCAGCCCCCCCUGCCCAUCCAGCCCAGGAAGAGGUACGUGUUCUCCUGGCACUGCCCCAACGGCCCCGGCUUCUCCUGCCCCUUCCUCAUCGACACCACCGGUGCUUAUUUUCGCCGCGACGGCAUCGCCGGCAACUACCUGGGCGGCAUGAGCCCCCCCGAGGAGGACGAGCCGGAUACGAGCGAUCUCUCGGUGGAUCACGAUUUUUUCCAGGAGCGGGUCUGGCCGCGGCUGGCUCGGCGCGUCCCGGCGUUCGAAUCCCUCCGUCCCCGGGGGGCUUGGGCUGGGUUCUAUGACUAUAACGCUUUCGAUCGUAACGGGGUGCUGGGCCGUCACCCCAAAUUAGAAAAUUUAUUUUUAGCAGCGGGUUUUAGCGGCCACGGGUUACAACACGCGCCCGCCGUCGGCAGAGCCGUGGCCGAGCUGGUGGUGAAGGGACGGUACGAGAGUUUGGAUCUGCGGAGGUUGGGGUGCAGGAGGUUGGUGGAGGGGGAGCCGCUGGAGGAGGACGGAGUGGUUUGACGGAGGCUGGGGGGGGAAAGCGCGGCAGGGCCCUGGGAAAGCGCGGCACGGCGCGGAGGCUGGGGGGGUCGGCGGCGUGCCCUGCGGAAAUAAAGGCUGGACGAGGAGUGCGCUGGGGGAUGAAAUGGGGGGGCUGGGGGGUGGGGAGGCAGGGGGGUGACACCACCCCCUCCCGCCCUGGGGCUGCGCCCCCCCCGACUCGCCCCAGCCCACCCCCUCCCCAGCUGCCGUGCGCCCCGUGCCCGGGGUCCCAGUAUCCCCCGGUAUCCCCAUUCCCCCCCCAGCCCCACAGUCCCUCUUAUCUCCCCGGGUCCCUGUUGCCCCCCAGUGCCCCCCCAAUCCCCAUUGCUCCCCAUUACCUCCCAGUGCCCCC
Grus americana (Whooping crane) is the source of this 1951-nucleotide messenger RNA. RefSeq names its product FAD dependent oxidoreductase domain containing 1 (gene FOXRED1). Bases 16 to 1578 code for a protein of 520 amino acids. The record is from RefSeq and is a predicted model, not a curated record. Gene Ontology annotation, molecular function: oxidoreductase activity. Lineage: Eukaryota; Metazoa; Chordata; Aves; Gruiformes; Gruidae. The transcript has 10 exons. Gene Ontology annotation, cellular component: cytoplasm.